This is a messenger RNA of Trichoplax adhaerens, 1446 nucleotides long. RefSeq lists its product as uncharacterized. The record is from RefSeq and is a predicted model, not a curated record. Gene Ontology annotation, molecular function: sucrose:proton symporter activity. Lineage: Eukaryota; Metazoa; Placozoa; Uniplacotomia; Trichoplacea; Trichoplacidae. The transcript is spliced from 5 exons. The coding region runs from base 1 to 1446 and encodes 481 amino acids. Gene Ontology annotation, cellular component: membrane.
AUGGAUCAAUCUAGAGACGAGAACGACAUUCAUAGAAUACAAGAAUUGGACGGCAACAAUAAUCAUGAUGGAAGCGAGGAUGAAACACAAGAACUUAAAUCAAACUCAAAAUAUGAUAAGAGAUUACUAAUCAAACUAGCGAUAUUAUCACUUGCAUCAUUUCCGCCUGAAGUUUUGUAUAAAUUUUAUAGCGUCUUUGCUGUACCGUUGCAAUUAAAACUAGGAAUACCUAUUGGACUGACACUGAUUCCUAUGAUUAUUGCAACUGUUAUCGGAUUAUUUUUAAGUCCAAUUAUCGACAUGGCAUGUUGUUUUAUACUAUUCGUACCGACUAGAGCUUUCGUAAUAGAAGCUGCUCCGAAUGAUAUGCAAGUUAUUGCUAACAGUUUAAUAACUUGCUCGGCAGGCAUUGGAACUAUUACCGUUACUGUGAUUAGUGGGAUUGAUUGGAGAGAAACGCCAUUAGCUAAAGUUUUCGGAGGACAAGUCGAAGUAGUUUUCAUUUUAAUAGCUACAAUAAGUAUUGUAGUGAUGUUAAUUGCUACAAUAAGCUAUACCGAGCUUCCAUACGCUAUUAUUGAUUCUACCGAAGCAUUAACCUAUAAAUUAUCAAGUAGAAAAAGUAGCAACGAUUUAAAAAUUUCUACUAUGGACAGUAAGACUUCUGAUUCUAUCCAGUCAUCUGUUAAACAAAACGAUCAGAUGGCAACAAUAAACGUUUCAACUGAAGAUAAACCACAAGCACUCACAGCAGAAGAAAUAAGUAGUUGGAAUCAUCUCUAUCAGACUUAUUACUUUGCUAAAACUAUGCCCAAGGAAUUAUUCAUCUUGUGGAUGAUAAGUUUCUUUAGCAGUUCAUCAUAUAUUGGAUUCACCAGUUUCUUAACUGAUUUUGUAGGCCAAUCAAUCUAUCAUGGUAAUCCUCUAGCAGCGGAAAAUUCGACAGCUUUGCAUCGCUAUAACCGUGGUGUCUCUGUUGGAAGCUGGGGCUUACUAGGCUGCACUAUUUUAUCCAUUGUAUAUUCUUUGGCGCUCGAGCGAAUAACAAAAUAUAUCGAUCGUAUUUUAGCGAUUGGAUUUUCAAUUGGUGGUAUCGGAGCAUUAGUCAUAGGACUAACCAAUCAAGUUAUCGUAGUCCUCUGUAUGGUUGCUCUUCAAGGAAUUGGAUUUUCUAGUGGUUAUACCUUAAUAUUUUCCAUUCUAGCUUCUUAUCAUCAUUAUUUCGCGAAAAUUAAAGAUAAUCGAUGGAAUUUUAGAGAACUUGGUUUAGAUGUCUCAUUAUUCUUUGUUGGUAUAAAUUUGGCCUGCAUCAUUACAGGUUGCAGUCUCGGCGUGAUAGUUUCCUUAGUUCAUUCAUCUAGAGCAGCUAUGAUUUUUUCCGGCGUUUUAAACGAAAUUUGUGCAGUUAUGUCUUUAUUCAUAUUCAGAGUGCCUAAUGAUGUGUGA